GCAAGUGGACCUUGGCGGGGCUUCAACACAGAUCACGUUUUUUCCUGGGUUCGCUGUAGAUGAUAGCAGCACGGCAGCCCUCCUCAGGCUGUACGGGACCAACCACUCCAUUUACACCCACAGCUACCUCUGUUACGGGCAAAAGCAAGCCCUGAAGAUGCUCAUGGCAUCCCUACAGCAGGUAACCACCUCCAGCCUUCAGAUACCACAUCCCUGCUACCAGGGAUACCAGGAGAACGUCACCACAGCGGACCUCUACAAGAGUCCCUGUGUCCGCGCACCAAGCACACCCAGCCCCACACAGGUCCUCACGGUGACGGGAACAGGGGACCCUGCAGCGUGCAGCACCGCCAUAAGCCGUGCGGCGUGCAGCACCGCCAUCCAGAAACUCUUCAACUUCAGCUGUGGGGCCAACAGGACAUGCGGGUUCAACGGGGUUUAUCAGCCGCCCGUGCGGGGACAGUUCUUUGCCUUUUCGGGGCUUUAUCAAAACCUUCACUUUCUGAACCUGGCUGGAGGGCAGUCCCUGAGCUCGGUCGAUGCCACCGUCAGGCAGUUCUGCACCAGCAGCUGGGAGAAGGUGCAGAAGGAGUUCCCCACCAUGAACAGGACCCACCUCCGUGACGCCUGCGCCACCAGCUCCUACAGCCUCACCCUUCUCCUGCAAGGCUACAAAUUCAACCGCACGCUGUGGCUUAACGUCCACUUUGUCCGGCAGGUCGCUGAUGUAGACGUGGGCUGGACUCUGGGCUACACGCUCAAUCUCACAAACAUGAUUCCCUCGGAGACUCCCCAGAGAGUUGUAGGGCUCCAGAGAAGCAACUGGAUAGCAGCCACAGUUUUACUGGCCAUCAUGCUCAUCCUCAUCUUCUGCCUGCUCACAGUCUUAUGCUGCCAGAGAAACUCCUCUGGUUAUGAGACUCUCUAG
Phaethon lepturus (White-tailed tropicbird) is the source of this 928-nucleotide messenger RNA. RefSeq names its product ectonucleoside triphosphate diphosphohydrolase 8-like. Gene Ontology annotation, biological process: nucleoside diphosphate catabolic process. Lineage: Eukaryota; Metazoa; Chordata; Aves; Phaethontiformes; Phaethontidae. The record is from RefSeq and is a predicted model, not a curated record. Gene Ontology annotation, molecular function: UDP phosphatase activity; GDP phosphatase activity. Gene Ontology annotation, cellular component: plasma membrane.